AUGGCCUCUCUCACCCUGUGCCAUUUAUGUUAUAAACAUUAUAAAUUGAGGCAGGAUGGUACCUUCGUUAGACAUGGUGGAAAAGUAAAAGGCUCAGAAUGCCCGGAAUCUAUGAAACACCGACCUUUGACCAGGAAACGAAGGUCAUUCAAUGUCGGCAAUGCAAACAUGUCAACGACGAGUGUCGACGCAAGAGUUUUUAACACUGCUGUUGAUUUGGAAAGUAAAUCGUCCUUGGGUGAACAUUUUUUUGAAAAAUCAUUUGGUUGUCAUUUAAUUGACCAUAUUCCUAAGCAAUACCGUGGUAAGUUCGGCCGGAUGCUGAAUGACAAUUGGAAAAACAUCUGCGAUAAUCCAUCAGAUGAUUCUCGGUGGUUCAGGUUACCAUGUAUUUCCAGCUUGGUUCUGCGUAAGGAGCUUCACGGAGGUGGACAACACAAUAUUAGCGCUAAAAUUAAUAGCAGAGUGGACACUUUUGUCAGAGAUUCAAAUGAAGAAUUAAUCGAACAGGGCAACGUUAUAAAUGCUAUGAGGACUCUAGCUUCGAAGGAUACGAUGGCUCCAGAUUCGGCAGAUAUUCUCAAUUCCCCAAAGGUCGAGCAUCCCUCCACUCCGUUAGACAAAAAAUCGAGUCCUAUUAAAAAAUCAAUAAGUGUUACGGUUAAUCCUCAGCCAAUUAUGUUGUGCUUGAGGCAGUUCCCAAAAGGAACCUCCGGAGGUAGAGACGGUCUAACUCCCCAGCACUUAAGGGAUUUAACACAUGAUAAGUUAGAAACAACAGACCUAAUCAAUGAAAUGAUCUGUUUCAUCAAUCUGCAGUUAAGUGGCACUGCCGAUUUUAAGAACUCUAAGUACAAGGAUGUUAACAACAACACGAAAGUUUUUGUCCCGAUUUGUGUGGAGACAUUCAGCCCAGUUGAUAAACAAACGCGAUUAUUUUUUAUAACAUAG
Messenger RNA from Helobdella robusta, 951 nucleotides. RefSeq lists its product as hypothetical. The transcript is spliced from 2 exons. The record is from RefSeq and is a predicted model, not a curated record. NCBI's taxonomy places the organism in Eukaryota, Metazoa, Annelida, Clitellata, Rhynchobdellida, Glossiphoniidae. Bases 1 to 951 code for a protein of 316 amino acids.